Messenger RNA from Penicillium waksmanii, 2412 nucleotides. Its product is annotated as glycoside hydrolase family 3 protein. Gene Ontology annotation, molecular function: beta-glucosidase activity. Gene Ontology annotation, biological process: glucan catabolic process. The record is from RefSeq and is a predicted model, not a curated record. The transcript has 3 exons. Bases 1 to 2412 code for a protein of 803 amino acids. Lineage: Eukaryota; Fungi; Ascomycota; Eurotiomycetes; Eurotiales; Aspergillaceae.
AUGAAGCUCCACUCUUCAGCCCUUCUUGCAGCCCUCUUGGGUUCUGCCUCUGCAUUGUCUAGCAACGCAAACAAGGGUCUUCUCUCAAAUGGCGAGGUUACCCUGAGUGACGAGUGGCAAGCCGCCUACGAGAAAGCUACCAAAUUCGUCUCUAAACUGAACACCACCGAGAAAAUCAACCUCAUCACCGGAAGCAGCGUUAACACCACAGAUGGAAGUCAGUCCUUUACCGCACUCAAAUUCUUGGAUGGUUCCAUGGGUCUCCAGGACUAUUACUAUGUAUCGGCCUUCAGCCAGGCAUCUGCAUUGGCUAUGACCUGGGAUAAGGAUGCCAUCUAUGCCCAGUCAAAGGCCAUUGCUACUGAGUUCUAUCUCAAAGGAAUCCAAGUUCUUGAUGGACCAACUUCGCAACCGCUUGGUCGCACUCCAUGGGGUGGUCGACUUGUUGAAACCUUUGGACCGGACCCCUACUUAAACGGGAUUGCAACAGGCUUGGGUGCAAAGGCAUACAAGGAUACUGGUGUCAUUGGUGGAAUCAAGCAUUUCAUUCUGAACGAGCAGGAGACCAACCGUACUGGAAGUAUGGGAGGAGGAGGAGGUGGUGGUGCUGCUGCCCCUGGUAUGGGCUCCUCCUCGAGCUCUGCAGCAGCUCAGCCUUCAUCUUCUUCCGGUGCAUCGAGCAUAGGAGGGAUGUCAUCUUCCUCCUCUUCAUCGUCUUCCUCAUCCUCGGGAGCCCCCUACUCUUCCAAUGUCGAUUCGAAGACUCUUCAUGAGACUUAUCUCUGGUCUUUCUACGAUGCCGUCCACUCCGGCGCUGGUGGUGUCAUGUGUGCUAUGACAAAGGUUAACAACACACUUUCAUGCGAAUCCUCUUCGCUCUUGAUGGAUCUUCUCAAGACUGAGCUUGGUUUCCCAGGCUUCGUCUUCCCCGAUACCAAUGGCCAGCAGCACGCUCUGUUAUCGGCAAACAACGGUCUGGACUAUGGUUCUUCCAGUCUUUGGAGCACAUUGACAAUUGAGGGUUAUCUCAAGAAGCACAACAUGACUGAAGCCCGUUUGAAUGAUAUGGCGGUUCGCAACCUCAUUGGGUACUACUAUGUCAAUCUGGAUAAUGGCACCAUGCCUGUGACCGCCGAGGAGGAUGCCUACGUUGACGUUCGAGGUAACCAUGCUAAGCUGAUUCGUUCUAAUGGCGCUAAGUCUCUGGCUCUCCUUAAGAACAUGGAAAAUGCUCUGCCUCUCAAGAAGCCCCACACAAUGGCUAUCUUUGGUUCCAAUGCCCGCGCUGUCAUCGCUGGCCCUAACCAGGAAUUCAGUGUUCAGGGAUCCGGCCCUACUUAUGAUGGCCAUCUUGCUACUGAUUCUGGAUCUGGACAGGGAUCGCUGCCCUAUCUCAUCACUCCUGAGAUUGCCUUGACAAUCAAGGCGAGUCAGGACGGAACUAUGCUCCGUUGGGUUGCGAAUGAUACCUACUCUGCUUCCACUGGCUCUAGUCUUGUUGUAAAGGGAUCUGAUACCACUUCCGUCUCACCGUCUAUCAGCAACUAUGCCGAGAACAUGGAUGUCUGCCUUGUCUUUAUCAACGCACUUGCAGGUGAAGGUGCUGACCGAACUGAAUUGUACAAUGAUGACCAGGACGCUUUGGUCAACGAAGUUGCCGACAACUGCGCGAAUACCGUGGUGGUUAUCAACACAGUCGGUGCUCGUCUUGUCGACCAAUGGAUUGAGCAUGGCAAUGUGACUGCCCUUGUGUAUGGCAGUUUGUUAGGCCAGGAGUCUGGAAACUCGAUCAUUGACGUUCUCUACGGCGACGUCAACCCCAGCGGAAGAUUGAUCUACACGAUUGCCAAGAAUGAGUCUGAUUAUAACGUCGGAAUCUGUGAGACGCACAACUGCAACUUUACCGAGGGCAAUUUCAUCGACUACCGCUACUUUGAUGCGUACAAUGUCACUCCGCGCUACGAGUUUGGAUACGGUCUUUCCUACACCAACUUCACCUACACCGAUCUCAAGAUUGAUUCGCCCAAGUCACUUCAGAUUUCUAAAUAUCCUACCGGCAAGCUCUCCGUCGGCGGCUACGAGGAUCUGUGGAAUGUGGUUUCUAAGAUCAGCGCCACCGUCCACAACACUGGAUCCGUUGACGGUGCGGAUGUCCCUCAGCUGUAUAUCAGCUACCCCAAGGCUGCCCAGCAGCCUCUGCGCCAGUUGCGUGGGUUUGAGAACGUGGACAUCAAAUCCGGACACAAGGCCGAUGUAGAGUUUGAACUUCGUCGUCGCGAUAUCUCUUACUGGGACGUGAAGGCACAGCAGUGGGCCGUCACUCCUGGCACUUACAAGGUUUACAUCGGUGCCAGUUCGAGGGAUCUGAAACUCCACGAUACCUUCUCUGUCAAGGUCAAGAACGACUCUUAG